ACCCUGAUACGGUCCAGUACUCUUUGACAAUCGAGAGACAAAACCUCACCCUGCAUCUGGAACGGAACAUACAUCUUAUUGGGAAGAACUUUUCUGUGAUGUAUCAUUCAGAUGAAGGCACUCAAGUCACAACGUAUCCAGAUCUCGGGGUUCACUGCUACUACCAUGGACACAUCGUGGGGGUGGAGGCCUCGUCUGCCAGUGUGAGACUGUGUUCUGGAAUAAAGGGUAUUUUGCUUCUCUGGGACCAGACGUACCUCAUUGAACCUCUGGUCAGUCGCGAGGCAGGACAGCAGGAGGACACGCCAAGCUCUCACGCUCACAGUGACGAGGGCCUUCACAUGGUCUACAACUACAAACACCUGAGAAGUAAGAGAAGCACCUGCUCUCAGGGAACCACGACCACUUUCAAUGGUCAUGGAGCUCAUCCAUCUAGACUGUUCCAGCUCAGCAGCUUGAGAAGCGGCGCAGAGGCCGGAGAGUACAUGGUAAGACCCUUGACAGUGGAGCUGGUUCUGGUGGCCGACCACACUGAGUACAUGAUGUUUAACAAUACGGAUAUACUCAGGACCAGAAUGCUCGAUAUAGCAAACCACGUGGACAGGUUGUAUCACCAACUGGGAUUUCGUGUGAUGCUGGUGGGUGUAUAUAUCUGGUCAUACAGAGAUGAGAUGGUGGUCAGCAGUGCAUCCAAUGUGACCCUCAAAAACUUCCUCGCGUGGCGUCGGAGCACCCUGCUGCCGAAGAUCAAACACGACAAUGCACAAUUGAUCACCGGUGUGGACUUUGAUGGUCCAACUGUCGGCUUAGCGAUCACCAGUGCAAUGUGCAGUUCGAAAUCUGGAGGAAUCAAUCAGGACAAUAACAACAAUUUCAUAAUGGUGGCUGUUACUAUUGCCCAUGAGAUGGGUCAUAACCUGGGCAUGAACCAUGACACGAAUACCUGCAUGUGUGAUGGGAACGCAACAGAAAUAGGCUGUAUCAUGGCAGCGACAGCGAACCCCGUGCCUCCACAGCUGUUCAGCAGCUGCAGUAGGAGGGAGAUGGAUAUAUUCUUAAGGUCUUACAACCCGAAAUGUCUGCUGAAUAUACCCUCCACUGAUCGCAUCUACGGAGGCCCAGUGUGUGGAAACGCCUUCGUGGAGGCCGGAGAGCAGUGUGACUGUGGCACUGAAAGGGAAUGUACAAAUCGCUGCUGCGUUGCCGCGACCUGCAGACUUACUGAUGGAGCACAGUGUGCAGUGGGAGAGUGCUGUGAAAACUGCCAGCUGAAACCCACAAGUAGUGUCUGCCGACCGAAGGCAAGGGACUGCGACAUGUCAGAAAACUGCAAUGGCUUCUCUGCCUCCUGUCCGACUGACGUCUAUGCUCAAAAUGGCCUGCUCUGCGGUAGUGGAAAAGGAUACUGCUACAAUGGACAGUGUCCCUCAAAGCAGCAACAAUGCAAAAAACUCUGGGGUCCAGAUGCAGUAGUAGCACCGUUUGCUUGUUACUACCUAUAUGGAAACUGCCAUUUAACAUGGUUUGGCCAUAAAUGUCGGCGCAGAAAAAAAUACUGCGGGACACUUUUCUGCUCUGGAGGCAGGGAUUUUCCUGUGACAAAGAGGAAAUCCGUAUACACUUUAACAAAUGGACAAGAGUGCAAGGAAGCAACUAAAGUACCUAAUUUCCCUGAAGAUGUGGGCAAUAUACCUACUGGCACCAAGUGUGGCACCAACAAGGUGUGCUACAGCAAGGAGUGUCAAGACUUUACAACCCUCAAAGCGUACGACUCCAGUGACUGUUCUCAUAAUUGCAGCAAUAACGGGGUGUGUGACGACGAGAGUAAGUGUCAUUGCAACCCCGGCUGGCUUCCACCUUUUUGUCAGGAGCCGCGCAAAGAGAAGCCUCCAAUGAAUAUGACGGUGAUUCUAGUGGCUGGUGGCAUUGGCUUACUUCUGCUGGUGAUCAUAAUGGUGUGCUGCUGCUGCUGCUGCUGCUGCUGCACUGAUAAAAGACGUCCUGCAAAGAGAUGCCUCCAGCCUAUUUCAGGACAAUUAAAUCCAGUGCCUCUGGACCAAGUCACCAGCCAGCCUGGAUUUGUGGAGUCGUCGCCCACUUCGCACUGCACACCUCUACCGUCUGCUACUGAGCACACGACGUAACUGUAGCACCAGUGGUGAGGUCACCGUUUCAUCCAGGAGCAUCAGCACCACAGUAGUGAAACACUUACACCGACCUUGUAUGUGUUAGUUUUUCAUCUUAUAUAGCAAAGGGUCUGUAUUUAGAUUUACAUUUAAGCAUUUAGCAGACGCUUUUAUCCAAAGUGACUUACAAAAGAGGAAUUAUCUACAUAGAAGAAGUCUUGGAAAGAACUCCACUAGAUAGGACCAGUGGACUGAUAGAGGGUGAAAGUUCAGAGGUGGAUCCAAGUGCAGAAGGAGAUCAUGCAGGGGAGGGGGUGUAGGGUAAGUGCUAGGACACAAGAUGCUCUUGGAAGAGCUGGGUCUUCAAGAGCUUCUUGAAGAUAGACAAGGACACCCCUGUUCUGGUAGCUCUCGGUAGGCACACGAAGAGUCUGGAUUGUUUUGUGCGGGGUGUUGGCACCGCGAGGCGACGAUCCUAUGAUGAACGGAGUAGUCCAAAGGUAACAUAAGCCUUAUGAGAGCAUUGAAGUAGGUAGGAGCAGACCCAUGAAGCACUUUGUAGGCUAGCAUCAGUGAUUUGGAUUUGAUGCGGGCGGCUAAGGGUAGCCAGUGGAGCUCAAUGAACAGAGGGGUGACAUGUGCCCUUGGAGGCUGAUUUAAGACCAGGCGUGCCACCACAUUCUGGACCAUCUGUAGCAGCACAGGCCGGGAGGCCUGUUAGCAGGGCGUUGCAGUAGUCAAAGUGGGAGAUGACCAAAGCCUGCAGUAGGAACUGGGUAGCCUGUUGAGUUAGGUAUGGCCCGUAGCCACACAUGCAAUAAACUCCAGAGAAACAACUUAUAAACACAACAUUAUUGUUAUUAAACUGUCAAAGGGUAACUUUUUUUGGCCCGUUUCAGCCACCCAAUAUACCAAAGACAGUUGUAUACCAGCCAUCAAAAAUUCAACAGGUUGUAAAGCCGUUCAUGCUGCCAUACCCUGCUAUAAGCCAGCCGUCCUAUAAAGAGGACCUGCAAUGUUAAGUGACAGAGCUUUUCUAGGGACCACUGCCGUCUGUCUUGCUUUGUUGAUGAAAACCUGGAGCCAGCAUUGACAAUCUCAACUUCUCUACUUCAUUCAUGAAUGACAAACGACUACGCCGCCAUGGUUCAUGUCACUCUCCCUCGAUCCUGGGAUGUGUGAAAACUUCACACGGCAAUUGUUUUGUGUGCCAUAGAGAUACAUUUACUUUAUUUUACUGUUUUACUGGUUUUGGUUCUCAGUCAGUUUGCUGAAGGCAACUGGACGUAUUGUUUGUAAAUCCAGAAAUAAAUAACAUUAAACAUCUUAAAUGGUGGCACCAACAUGGGCACAAGUUGAUUGUUUUGUACUAACCAAUGUACGCGUGACUUUGUAAGACUUUAACAGCAGUGUUUUUCUUCUCUGUGUGUCUGAUACAUAUUGAUUGUAGUUUCUCAUGGGAUUUUCUUUUGCAUAUUCUCUGCAGCAGCAACAAUUGCACUGCUUUUACAAAUGCCAAUGAC
Messenger RNA from Solea solea (common sole), 3649 nucleotides. It is a transcript of the gene adam8a, whose product is annotated as ADAM metallopeptidase domain 8a. The record is from RefSeq and is a predicted model, not a curated record. The transcript is spliced from 20 exons. Gene Ontology annotation, biological process: positive regulation of membrane protein ectodomain proteolysis; proteolysis; regulation of cell-cell adhesion. NCBI's taxonomy places the organism in Eukaryota, Metazoa, Chordata, Actinopteri, Pleuronectiformes, Soleidae. The coding region runs from base 99 to 2144 and encodes 681 amino acids. Gene Ontology annotation, molecular function: cell adhesion molecule binding; metalloendopeptidase activity.